CUAGAUGAACAAUUGUUCAAGAUGACAGGGACAGGGACUGGGGACAGAACUUAUUUAAAUGCCGAUGUCUGCUCGCAGAACGAAUCACUCUGAUUGCUGUCGCUGUUGGAUUUACACGUCUGCUCUCCCCGUACCGUACCGAACUAAAUCAGAAUGUGUGACGAAGAAGCAUCAGCCCUGGUGGUCGACAAUGGCUCCGGCAUGUGCAAGGCUGGAUUCGCUGGAGACGACGCACCCCGUGCCGUGUUCCCCUCGAUCGUGGGUCGCCCCAGGCAUCAGGGUGUGAUGGUGGGCAUGGGCCAAAAGGAUUGCUACGUCGGCGACGAGGCCCAGAGCAAGCGCGGUAUCCUCUCCCUGAAGUACCCCAUCGAGCACGGCAUCAUCACCAACUGGGACGACAUGGAGAAGGUCUGGCAUCACACCUUCUACAACGAGCUGCGUGUAGCCCCCGAGGAGCACCCAGUCCUGCUGACUGAGGCCCCCCUGAACCCCAAGGCUAACCGCGAGAAAAUGACCCAGAUCAUGUUUGAGACCUUCAACUCCCCCGCCAUGUAUGUGGCCAUCCAGGCCGUGCUCUCCCUGUACGCCUCCGGCCGUACCACUGGUAUCGUCUUGGAUUCCGGUGAUGGUGUCUCUCACACCGUGCCCAUCUAUGAAGGUUACGCCCUGCCCCAUGCCAUCCUCCGUCUGGAUCUGGCUGGUCGCGACUUGACCGACUACCUGAUGAAGAUCCUCACCGAGCGCGGCUACUCGUUCACCACCACCGCUGAGCGUGAGAUCGUUCGCGACAUUAAGGAGAAGCUGUGCUACGUCGCCCUGGACUUUGAGCAGGAGAUGGCCACAGCAGCUGCCUCCACUUCCCUGGAGAAGUCCUAUGAGCUUCCCGAUGGCCAGGUCAUCACCAUUGGCAACGAGCGCUUCCGCACCCCAGAGGCCCUCUUCCAGCCUUCGUUCCUGGGAAUGGAGUCGUGCGGCAUCCACGAGACCGUCUACCAGUCCAUCAUGAAGUGCGACGUGGACAUCCGCAAGGAUCUGUAUGCCAACAAUGUGCUGUCGGGUGGUACCACCAUGUAUCCAGGUAUCGCUGAUCGUAUGCAGAAGGAGAUCACCGCCCUGGCUCCAUCGACCAUCAAGAUCAAGAUCAUUGCACCACCAGAGCGUAAAUACUCCGUAUGGAUCGGUGGCUCCAUCCUGGCCUCGCUGUCCACCUUCCAGCAGAUGUGGAUCUCGAAGCAGGAGUACGACGAGUCCGGCCCUGGAAUCGUUCACCGCAAGUGCUUCUAAGCUGUCCAGACAUUGCGGCAGCCCCACAACCCAUCCAACAUAUCUGCGG
Molecule: messenger RNA, 1333 nt
Organism: Drosophila guanche
Lineage: Eukaryota; Metazoa; Arthropoda; Insecta; Diptera; Drosophilidae
Product: actin, larval muscle
Exons: 3
Coding region: 154-1284 (376 amino acids)
Biological process (GO): mitotic cytokinesis
Source: RefSeq, a predicted model, not a curated record